CCGUGCGGUGGUGGUGCCCAGAUCAAGUUCAGACUUUGAAAUAGUGUUAUGUGUUAAAAAGCACUGGAAAUUGUGCUAUACAUACACCAUAACAUGGAUUGGUUUAAAGGAGCUGUGCCCUACGUAGACGACUGGUUUUUAAUGGGCACACCGUGGACACUAUUCGCGAUAUGGAUCGUCUACAUCACUUUUGUACUCAAAUGGGGCCCUGCCUACAUGUCCACAAGACCAGCUUACAAACUGAAAAACACUUUAGCCUUAUAUAAUUUAUUUCAAGUUGGUCUGUCUUGUUACAUCGUUUAUAUGGGUACAUAUAUAAUGAGCAAAGAAGGCUUGGUGAGCUCGCAUUGUGCGAUUGAAGCGAAAGAAUCUCAAUCUUACAUGGUGCGCGGCGUCUACAUAUACUUUCUAGCAAAGAUAUCCGAACUGCUUGACACCGUAUUCUUCGUACUACGAAAGAAGAUGAACCAAGUAUCCUUCUUACACGUAUACCACCAUUCCCUCAUGGCGAUUUCUACGUGGUUUGCCUUGAAAUAUAAUCCUACGGACGUCCUUAUAUUCUUGGGGACGCUGAACUCUUUCGUGCAUGUUAUCAUGUAUGGGUAUUAUGGGUUGUCGGCGUAUCCUAGUAUGACGAAAUAUUUGUGGUGGAAGAAGUAUAUCACGUCGUUUCAGUUGAUACAAUUUGGAUGUAUAACCCUACAUGCUUUCAUCAGCACCUUCGUUUCGAACUGCAAGACCUCAUUCGUUCUGCUAAUAACAAUUUUCUUCAAUUUAGGAUUAAUGAUAUACCUUUUCCGAGAUUUUUACAUAAAAUCAUAUGUCAAAAAUGAAUGUAGCAAAAAAGGUCUAGAUAUUAGGAGACUUAGUCAUAGUUUUAUAACAUCUUUAAAUGAGCUAAGCCGGUCUGAUGAAACGAAAUCUAUUUGA
This is a messenger RNA of Cydia fagiglandana, 930 nucleotides long. Its product is annotated as very long chain fatty acid elongase 7-like. Gene Ontology annotation, biological process: very long-chain fatty acid biosynthetic process; fatty acid elongation, polyunsaturated fatty acid; sphingolipid biosynthetic process. Bases 94 to 930 code for a protein of 278 amino acids. Gene Ontology annotation, cellular component: endoplasmic reticulum membrane. The record is from RefSeq and is a predicted model, not a curated record. Gene Ontology annotation, molecular function: fatty acid elongase activity. The transcript has 5 exons. NCBI's taxonomy places the organism in Eukaryota, Metazoa, Arthropoda, Insecta, Lepidoptera, Tortricidae.